Messenger RNA from Canis lupus familiaris (dog), 3338 nucleotides. RefSeq names its product MEFV innate immuity regulator, pyrin (gene MEFV). Lineage: Eukaryota; Metazoa; Chordata; Mammalia; Carnivora; Canidae. Bases 584 to 2845 code for a protein of 753 amino acids. The record is from RefSeq and is a predicted model, not a curated record. The transcript has 10 exons. Gene Ontology annotation, molecular function: protein binding; zinc ion binding.
GUCCCCCCUAACUACAUCGGACACACCGGCUCCACGCCAGGGUCCCAGGCCGCGGUUGCGCGGUGUUGGGGUGUGGGUCCCCGGGCGCGUUGCGCCUCCUCGGGCUAUCUCUCCUUGGGGCAGAGUCCACGGCGUCGGCCGACUCCGUGUGCUGGGUGGUCUCGCCUCCGGUGCCUGCCUGUACGGUUCCGAGCCGACACUUGCCUUAUAUCCUCGGGCUUCUCUUCCCACCCACUCCCUCCUGCCCAGGCCUUUUCCCCUCAGAGCGAACGCCUCAGGGGACCCGCGGAGUGGGGGUCUCUGUGCCCUCACGCGCUGAAGCGAGCGCGGUGGCUGGGGUCUUGGAGGUGACGGCCGUCCCGCCCUAGGGCGCCGCCCAGGACUAGCCCGGCGCUGCGCCAGGCUCCGGAGCCUCAGCGGACGUAGCUGACACUGCCCCCACGGUGCAGGCUCUUUUGCCUACGUUUAUCUCAUUGAAAUUUCCAGGCCACCCAUUUGACAGAAACAAGCUCAGAGAGGUGGAGUAACUGGCCCAGACCACACAGAGUAUCUGAUACAAGAAAGUGGCACAUACAGUUCAGCAAUGUCUUGUUCCUUUGGGGAGAAUAAGUCCAAGGGCCUGAAAAUAUCAGAUGGCCUGGAAGGUGAGAGGCAGCGGCAAAGUGGUGAUGGGGCUGUCAGCCUGCCAGCCAACCAGCAUGAGGCUGGAAAGGGAUCCCAGAAGAAGCCUCAGAGCAGACGGAGAGAUCAAAAGAGCUCCGGGUGCCCGGAUAUGCUGGGUAAGCCAGGGGCCAGGAGCCUCAGUUCGUCCUCCAAGAGAAGCCCAUUCCCUGGCAAGCUGCAGGGGGAGAAGGGGAGUCCUACUGACCAUCUACGCUGGAAUGCCAGCUCCUUAGGACUCCAAGAACUCUCCUCUGGGUCGUUUACUGGGUCCCUGGGAAGAGUAAAAUCCAAGAUACCUGGAGAACGUUUAUCAUCAGGACAGAGGCGACCCAGAAGUCUUGAAUUCACCAUUUUUUCAAGAGAGAGAGAACUCCUCAAUCCAGAAACUCUUCUGUCUCAAGAGAAAAUGAGAAGUGAUCAUACAGACUCAGCAGCUACCCCCAGUGAAGUGGCCACUCUGGAUGUAGGUGCUACUGUGGCUCCAGAGAAAGGCUCCAGGAAUCCAGAACAUUCCAUGAUCCCAAAAGAAGGAGCAUUCAGGAAAACACUUUCCAAUGUAUCAUUGUCCAAAGGCAAGACAACCUGUGAGCAUCCGGAAUCUAUAGGGCCUUCAAAGAAAAAUGGAAUUGAGGGUCAAGAACCCCCUGAGACCUCGAGGGAGGUGGCAGGUGGUGAGCUCCAUCAGCCUUCAGGUCCAGAAGUCCCUCCUUCGUCAGGGAAGCCACAGGAUGAGGCCAUGUAUCCCCUUGGCCAUGCCCAGGAAGGAGAUCCAGCUGAUGGCACCUAUGUGCAUGAUUCCUACAGACCUGCCAUUGGUUCUGAGGAUCUCAAGACCUCAGGCAGAUACUCACCCAGCUGCCUCUCAAGCCAGGCCUCACUGCCUAUAAAGAACUCUGGAGACGUCCAGCAGAAGGAGGACCUGCAGAUGGCUAUCUUGAGCCCCAGGUCCCUGCCACAGUGUGAGCGACACAUGAAGCAGGUCCAGCUGCUCUUCUGUGAGGACGACAGGGAGCCUAUCUGCCUCAUCUGCAGUCUGAGUCAGGAACACCGAGGCCACCGGGUACGCCCUAUUGAGGAGGCUGCCCUGGAAUACAAGGUGAAAAUUCAAAAGCAGCUGGAGUAUGUGAAGGAGUUGAGAAAAUCUGGGGAGGAGCAGAGAUCUCAGGGAGAUAAGAAGACUGCGAAAUUUCUGAAACAAAUGGAAACCCAGAAGCAGAGAAUCCAGCACCAAAUAGAGCAACUGUACCAUAUUCUGGAGCAGCAAGAGAAGUUCUUUGUGGCCUCAUUCGAAGAUCUGAACCGGACCAUUGGCCAGGUCAGGGAGACGUAUAGCACCCAAGUGUCCAGAGACAUUGCCCUCCUCGACGAGCUAAUUGGAGAGCUGGAGGCCAAGCAAUUCCAGCCGGAGUGGGAGCUCAUGCAGGACAUCGGAGUCACCCUGCACAGGGUCAAGAUGGUGACUGUUCCUAAGCUGUGGAACACUCCCCUAGAGGUGGAAAAAAAGAUCCAGUUGUUCUACCGGAAAUCAGAGUUUGUAGAGAAGAGCAUGAAGUACCUCUCAGAAAUGCUGCGUUCAGAAAUAGAUAUCUUCAAUGUUCCAGAACUCAUCUGUGCUCAGGCACAUGCCGCUAAUGUGAUUCUGGAUGCAGAAACCGCCCACCCCAAUCUCAUCUUCUCAAAUAAUCUGAAGAGCGUGAGACUUGGAAACAAGUGGAAUCGUCUGCCUGACAAUCCAGAAAGAUUUGAUAGUUGCAUCAUUGCCCUAGGCCUUCCAAGCUUCUUCUCUGGCCGCCAUUACUGGGAAGUAGAGGUGGGAAACAAGACAGGGUGGAUCCUGGGCAUCUGCAAAGCAUCCAUGAGCAGGAAAGGGAGCAUGACUCUGUCACCUGACAAUGGCUACUGGGUGGUGAUAAUGAUGAAGCGGAGUGAGUACCAGGUGUCCACCAUUCCCCCAACACGCCUGCAAUUAAGGGAACCUCCCAAACGUGUGGGCAUCUUCCUGGACUAUAAGGCUGGAGACAUUUCCUUUUACAAUGUAACAAACAAAUCCCUCAUCUAUGCAUUCACUGGCUUCUCUUCCUCUGAGCCCCUCCAGCCUAUCUUCAGCCCUGGAACACAUGAUGGAGGGAAGAACAUGGAUCCUCUGACCAUCUGUCCAGUGGGUGACCAGGAACCUCACUGAGUGCCCUUUAUAUCUCUCUUCUGGUUUCCAGCCUUGAAUCUUGGAUCUGUACACUCAACUGUCAUUAUUGAAUGCCCACUGGGUUCCAGCUGCUGUGGGUAUAAUAUAACGAAUUAAGAAAAGAGUUCCUGUGCCUAUGGAAUGGUAGCAGAAAUAAACUAGGUACACAAAUACUUGUAAGCCAAAGGUGAAGAGAACACAUGUACUCAUGACACCUCAGAGGAGGAAGUACAUAGCUGUUGCUUAAUGAAUCCUUGUAUGAAUUAGCACCCUAAGAUGCCCAAGGCAGAGAUCUUACCCUCAUUUUCCCUCAGAACUCUGUGGCAAGGAUGUGUCCCUUCAUUCUGUUCUCUUCUUUCGUGAGGACUUGGAAAGCUGAGAUAAAACAAGUUGACUAGUUUGUUCUCUUUUUGUACCUGGAUUAAUGAGCUAUGGAUCUUAAGAGAAUUGGCUAGGCCUCAUAAAUAAAUUAGAAAACUUGGUCAUAAUUGCA